CUCAUUACGUGGCAGCUUCAGGAGGGAAGCCCCAAGUUACACGUUGAAAUUGCUGUUCAGGUUCAAGUCGUCGUCGAUGUACUAGCCCCACGUCCCGUCCUGAAAGAAGAGUGGGUCCCAGAAGUCGAAAUCCGACGACAUCCAGAGCUCGCUCGCUCACCAGCUUGCCAUCAUCUCCGUCCAUCGCACUCCUCCACAUGGUGCGGCAAACGUUAUUAUGAGCGCGCCUUUCUCCUUUUUGCGCAGCUUGCGUUUCUCGCAAUGCGCCCGUGCAACAACUCGCGCCAACGCACCGAAAAGACCCUUCUCCAUAGCCCGAGCCUUCAGGCAAAGAGAAAACCCCCAGCCCGUCGACUCGCCCGAGUUCGUGUCCAUCCUCGAUGGCCCUCCCAAGAUUGUCCGCAAGGGCCGCCGCCACGGCCCUGGACUCAUCAUUCUUGCCAUCAUUCCCGUCACUGCCUUUGCGCUCGGAUCAUGGCAGGUCCAGCGGCUAGGCUGGAAAUCCGAGCUCAUUGCCAAAUUCGAAGAUAGACUCGUACGAGAUCCGUUGCCGCUUCCGCCCAUUAUUGAUCCCGACGCGAUCCACGAAUUCGACUUUCGGAGGGUAGUUGCGAGCGGUGUGUUCCGACAUGAUCAGGAGAUGUUGAUUGGACCGCGCAUGAGAGACGGUCAGGAUGGAUACAUGGUCGUCACACCUCUCGAGCGAAAGGACGCUUCGACGAUUCUGGUGAACAGAGGCUGGAUCAGCAAGAAGCAUCGCGAUCAGAGGACGAGACCGGAUGGCCUGCCAAAGGGCGAGGUGAUGGUGGAGGGGUUACUGAGGGAGCCAUGGAAGAAGAACAUGUUCACGCCGGAGAACAGGCCGGACAAGGGCGAAUUCUACUUUCCAGACGUCAAGCAGAUGGCUGAGCUGACAGGCAGUCAGCCGGUCUGGGUAGAGGCCACGGCUGAACCCGAAUUCAUGCAAAUGAUCGACUACGAGAGGCGAGGCAUCCCGUUCGGCCGGGCUGCUGAGGUGAAUUUGCGAAACAAUCACGCUCAGUAUAUAUUCACAUGGUACGGCCUUUCCUUAGCCACGAGCAUCAUGCUCUGGAUGGUCAUCAAGAAACCAACCACCGAGAUCGCUCGCCGGGCCAACCGCGCCAGCAGGCACUAAACAUGGUCCUGCUGUCUCCAUAUAUACAAUCAACCUGUAACUUCAUUCUCGUCAUGAUCGGCAUUAUCUCGUGGGCGUUUGGUGCGGCGUUUCUUGGCAGGUUGUGGUGCUGGCAUGCGCAGCU
Molecule: messenger RNA, 1280 nt
Organism: Emericellopsis atlantica
Lineage: Eukaryota; Fungi; Ascomycota; Sordariomycetes; Hypocreales; Bionectriaceae
Product: SURF1 family-domain-containing protein
Exons: 3
Coding region: 218-1156 (312 amino acids)
Biological process (GO): mitochondrial respiratory chain complex IV assembly
Cellular component (GO): mitochondrion; membrane
Source: RefSeq, a predicted model, not a curated record